This is a messenger RNA of Desarmillaria tabescens, 714 nucleotides long. RefSeq lists its product as uncharacterized. The record is from RefSeq and is a predicted model, not a curated record. Bases 1 to 714 code for a protein of 237 amino acids. The transcript is spliced from 5 exons. Lineage: Eukaryota; Fungi; Basidiomycota; Agaricomycetes; Agaricales; Physalacriaceae.
AUGAUGGUCUUGAAUAACAACCAUGUGCCUCAGACACCCCACUCUUCCUGUUGUCAAGAAAAGUCUUCUAUGGCACAGUCUCCCUUAUACACAGGCCACAGUGCCCAGCACUCUCACUUCUGUAUGGAGCUCUCUAUUGACCAUGUCAAGCCUUUCAUACUUAGACAUAAAAUCCAUCACAAUGCCUCAGAACAUCUCCACCAGACACAAGAGCCUAUCCCAUGCAACUACAACAAUGAUGUAGAAUACUUUUCUGAGCCUUUCUUCAUGCUGGAGGAGCUCAAUAGUGUUGAUGGCUUGGAGACAUAUGCUCCACUGAUCAUUCCUGCUGGUUUCAAGGAGAAUGACCCCUACAUCAAGGCCACAAACAAUAUGAAAAAAAAUAUCUCACCUGGGGAUUUGGGCACUCAUAGUAGCUACCACAUGGUUCUGAAUGGUAAAACAUGCAGUGUGCACCAGGGUUGGGACACUACCUCGAAGUUAGUGCUCAAUUUUAUGAGUGCCUCUUUUUUCCAAGUAGAUUCCUGCAGUGAUGCCAAAGAGUCCUGCCACCUCUCAUUCCACCUCAUCCUCCCCUCCCCCUCUAAAGGGAGAAAGCCAUCACUAUUUGCUGGCCAUCCCUUGAACCCCUUGAACAUUUUUGGUGCACUGCAGAGCCUUAAGGCAGGCUCAUCUGCCAGUGCUUACUUUAAAGAGCUAUGUGCCAGCCUCUGA